ACAAACAUCUCUCCCUCUAACUACUUUGUCAACUUACUCAAAACAGCUGAAAAUGGACAAAACCCUAAUCUUAUUCUUGUUCUUAUCAUCACUCUCAUGCUCCAAAACUAUUCUCACAUUGGCUGCUUCCCAAAAACAUACAACAAAUCCUUUCACAUCCAAAGCCUCAGUUCUUAGGUAUUGGAAAAACCACAUUUCACAUAAUCUCUCCAUAUCUCCUUUUUUGAUCUCCAAAGCCUCCCCUUUGUCACACACUCAGUCUGCAUUCUUCGCCAAACUUAUCAACCAAAAAUCCCUCGACUCUCAUCUAUCCGCCUUCUGCUCCGCUGCUCGGCUAUUUUGUUUGCUCGAUUCGCGACCUGCACCUGAAAGCCACCCCGGCGACUCCAACUUUGCUUUCUACAAAAAUAAGCAGUUUUCCAGCUAUGGAAGCUCCGGUUUAGGCGGCCUCGAUCAGUUCAAGAACUAUUCCGAUGGAAUUAACUUCGCAACCAGUGCCUUUGCACGGUAUAGUAAAGGCUCAAAUAGCCAUCGCGAGGGGUUCGCCGGGUAUGCGGACGAUGGAAAUGUGGCGAGUUCUAACUUCAGUUCAUAUGGUUCCAGUGCCACCGGAGGCUCCGGUGACUUUAAGAACUACAUGCCACGUGUCAACGUCCCGGACCUUCGUUUUGCCUCCUACAACUCUGAUAGCAAUGGUCAUAAGCUAUCAUUUUCAAGCUACUCCGACGAUACCAAUUCAGGCAACCAAGCUUUCACCAGCUAUGGCAAGAAUGCCAAUGCCGUGCCACUUGAGUUCACUAGCUAUGGCAAGACAUCCAAUGUUGUAGGAUCAACUUUCACAGGUUACACCGAAAUGGGAAACUCUGGUAAUGACUCUUUCAAGGGCUACACAAGCAAUGCCAACAACCCCACCAAUAGUUUCAAGAACUACGGGUUUGGGGGAAACGAUGGCAUCGAUAGUUUUAAUAGUUAUCGCGACUCGGCCAAUGCCGGGACCGAUAUAUUUCAAUCCUAUGGUAAGAAGUCGAAUUCAGGAAAGGCUGGUUUUAUUAACUAUGGGAAGUCCUUCAAUGUCGGAUUCGAUACAUUCAAGGAGUACGCAAAAGAUGCGACAAAUCCAACGAUCGAUUUCAAGAUCUACGGUGCAAACACCACCUUCAAAGACUACGCGAAAAAGGGCGUUACAUUUUCUGGUUACACUAACCCCGGCGAGCUCCCAAGGGCCGGUGGUAAAGCAAUCCGUCACGGCAUUGAAGUUGGAAAAUUCUUUAGGGAGAAGAUGCUAAAAAAUGGGACUAUAACAAAAAUGCCUAACAUCCAAGAUUGGAUGCCGAAAAGGUCAUUCUUGCCGCGGACAAUCAUCAUGAAAUUACCAUUUUCAUCCCGCGACAUAAAAGAGAUCAAACGAGUGUUCCAUGCAACAGAUAACUCGACCAUGGAGCACGCGAUGAUGAACACCCUAAUCGAAUGCGAACGAGCCCCUAGCCCAGGAGAGACCAAACGGUGCAUCGCCUCAAUAGAGGAUAUGAUCGACUUUGCAACAACGGUUUUGGGUCGAGACAUCAUCGUUCGGACCACCGAAAGCACAAACGGAUCGAGCAGAGAGGUGAUGAUAGGGAAUGUAAGAGGCAUGAAUGGAGGUAGGGUCACAAAGUCAGUUUCUUGCCAUCAAAGUUUGUAUCCGUUCUUACUGUACUAUUGCCAUUCGGUCCCCAAGGUGAGAGUGUACGAAGCCGACAUACUCGAUGUUCGAGCAAGGGUCCGGAUCAAUCGUGGUGUCGCCAUUUGUCAUCUCGACACAUCGACGUGGAGCGCGAGCCACAGUGCCUUCAAGGCAUUGGGCAACGGCCCGGGACGCAUCGAGGUUUGCCAUUGGAUCUUCGAGAACGACAUGACUUGGAUCACUAGAGAAUGAUAUAUAUAGUCACAAGGUUCAAUUCAUCUUAGGUUGUUGUUUGGGUUGCUCGUUUUAGCAUUUUCAGUAUAUUGAUUGAAAUUAUAAGAGAUUUUAUCGGAAAAUUGAACGACGUGAAUUGGAAAUUAUAAUUAAUGUUUAUCGAU
Andrographis paniculata is the source of this 2061-nucleotide messenger RNA. Its product is annotated as polygalacturonase 1 beta-like protein 1. The record is from RefSeq and is a predicted model, not a curated record. Lineage: Eukaryota; Viridiplantae; Streptophyta; Magnoliopsida; Lamiales; Acanthaceae. Bases 53 to 1915 code for a protein of 620 amino acids. The transcript is spliced from 3 exons.